Molecule: messenger RNA, 1804 nt
Organism: Pocillopora verrucosa
Lineage: Eukaryota; Metazoa; Cnidaria; Anthozoa; Scleractinia; Pocilloporidae
Source: RefSeq, a predicted model, not a curated record
ACAUGGUUACAUGCAAAUCACAUCGCAAAAAACAAAUAUUUCUUUGUACUUGUGACGAGGUGUGACGAACACGACGAGGCCCACUGUCGCUGCUUGAAAAGUUUCGCUGUUGUAAAGGUGCUUAAUUGAAAAUUUUCAGCAAUGAACGGUGAUCUUGUCGAAGAAGGAAAGGCGAAGGCAGCAGGAAUAAUUUCCGUUCUGGUUGGAAUAUCAGCGUUUAUUCAGCUAAUAUGUGGAUUUAUCUACUUGAGCAAGGGUGGACCCGAAGGUUCUGGUCUGUGGUCUGGAAUUGGGCUUGCCGUUAUUUGUGGUCUCGGAAUUCUCGUUUGGUUGAGGAAAAAUAAAACAGCGAUGGUGUUUUUCUUGGUGAUGAACAUCCUGUGGUUUAUUGUGUGCCUUGUCCAGAUCAUCAUCGCCUUCAUCGCCUGGGUGAUCUGGCACUUCAUAAGGAAGGUGGUUGAGACGAACUGCUCUCAAAGAGGAAGCACAUGCCAUUGUCAAACCGAAAAGGAGGAGCCAUGGCCAGUGCACAACUGCGAUGACAUCAGAGUCAUCGAGAGCUGCUUCCUAGCAAUUCUGAUUAUGAGUGCCUUUUCUGCCAUCCUGACCCUGUCUGGUUCAAUUAUUGGUUGCAUGGGAACAUGCUGUGCUAGGCCAGCUCAGCCCAACGUGGUAGUGAUGCAGCAACCUACUGGGUAUCCUAUGGUGAUACAGCAAACCACAGCUCAGGGCUAUCCUGCUCAGGGCUAUCCUGCUCAGCAGCCAUACCCAGGCCAACAACAGGUGGUGAUGCAGCCACCAGCCGGUGCCGGGGGUCCCCCACCUGACUAUGGGUUGCCACCAAAGCAAUAAACAUCAAGUGUUGAGUUCGCAUCCCAUAGCUGUUUUAGUUUAACUAUUUUUAUAUGAUAAUUUCUUCGAUUGACUGUGUAAAAACUAAUCCAGAAUUCCAGUUGUCUUCGCUAUGUUUUUUUUUAAUUGGUCUGUAACAUUCCUGUCACCUUGUUGACCAAUCAAUAAUGAUAAUAGGACCGAGAGGAGUCCAACUCGGUCUGUAAUCAUACGAGUGAUUAACAAAAUCGGACGACCGCGAAGCGGGAGUCGAGUAUGAUUACUGACAGAAUUGGACGACAAGAAAUCCUGUUACCAAUUAAUCAUAACCAUUUCAAUUUCCGAAAAAACAAAUACGCCUAAAACAAAUAUCUCCAGUGGAGACAAUGUCUUUGGUUAAAUAUUCUCCAUUUUGGAAAUUGUCUUGUUUUUCUUUGGAUGAGUGGUUGUUUCUAUGGUUAUUGUGCUCAAUUCUGUGAUUGGUGGAUCUAGCUGAGUGGAUAUAGUAUGAUUGGCUGCUUCAACUGUCCGAUUACAGCCAGCUGUCUGAUUACACUGUCCGAUUACAUCUGUUCAUAAUGAUUAGUGAAAAAUGAAGCAGUGAUGCACUAAUCACAUUUGAGGAAAUUGUAAUGGUUAUGGUCAGACGGAAAAUAGGUCGUUGGCGUUACCUUUGAGUUUCAGUUGGUGCGCCUCUGCUUACUUUCACAACAUUCAUUUGAAGUACCCUUUGUUUUUUAAGAUCGUUUAAGUAAAAUAUAGAUACAAGUGCUAUGGGAGAUGGUGAAUUCCUUGUUUGCUGGUAUUUACAAAAACCAUUGUUAUGUUAGUUAGCUUGAGGUAGUUGUUGUAGCUAUUUUACAACUUAUACGUUAUCCGUUCCAUGCCAUCGCUCGAUUGGUAUUUUUUGUAUUUCAGGCAGCUUCACGAGGUUGCCAUUUUGUUGUUGGAUUAAAAACAUGUCACUGAUGUC